GGCGUCCCUUUUGUUUCACCCUGGGUCAGAUAUAACCAAUGGUGUCUCUGCAACCCGAAACUUCCCAUUUUCAAUUGGUUAAACACAGAAUGAAAGAAGAACCUCUAUCAUAAAACUUCUCAGAACUGAAUCCGACUGCUGAAGUGUUGAGAAACAAAGCAAGCGAGUUGAAGAAUAUACUCCCGAAAUACAAGGUUAGGGAAAGCAAAAGCUCUGUGAAAAAUGAUAGUGGAAAGAUUUACCGAACACAGUGGGGACCUCGAAUGUGGGUUGAUGACAAGCCCCAUGAAUCUGGGUUAUUUCUAUGGGGACUCUCCCGUGUCGAGCGACCAGUCCGGCUCCCCUCAGUCUCACUAUUCCCCCAGUUCUCCAAAUUCUGACUCGGAAUCUGCGAGCAGCUGGAGCUCCGCCGGAUUCUACACCAAACCAGACGGAGCCACCGAAAACGGUCAGUCCACAAGGGGUGGGGGAAAGCAACAGAACAAAGCGUUCCAGGGAGUUCGUGUGAAAAACCCAGUGAAGGAGCUCCUGAUGAACAAGCGAAGCAACCAGGUAACGCAGAGCCCUCGGCAGGAACACAACCAGAUAACACAGAGCCCUCGGCAGGAACACAACCAGGUGCAGUGGAAUACAGAAGGACCUGAGGAGUUUAAAGAGCUGAAAGCGAUCCUGCGUGAAGGAAAGAGACAUGCAUCACAGAGCGUGUUCGAUGCUUUCAGUUACAAAAGAGUUGCUCCGUUCCAUCUUCUGACACCCCCACAAACACCCACAUCCAUUGAGAACAUGGACAAUGGCCAAUGGAACGAACCCAGAAGCUCCGAAGCAAACCCUAACAUCCUGAACAUCAUCCAAAUGGUCAAUGACAGUGCCGCUCAGGUUUCCCUGACAACAGUGCAGUUUAACGGGGGUAAUCCAUCACAGGACCACCAGAGAGACCAAUAUUAUGAGUCUUAUGGGGGGCAAGUUUCCAUGGAGCCACAGGUUAGCAGCCCACCCCAAGCCAGUGAUCCGGCCCAGAUGUUCCCCUUCUACUCUCCAGCCCAAAUGCAAGAGUUCCCCUAUACUUCACCAUGCCUGGCCAGUGACCAGUCACCUGGUUAUCCAGCAACCCAGCCAGAUAUGCAGUUCAACAUUCCAAGCCAGGUUGGGAACCAAGAAGAGCAGCAGAACACCAUGCCCAGCAUCUUCUCUUCCCCAGCCCCCCGGCUGGACCCUCAGAUCUUCUCUGCACCCGAGCUUCCUUCAAAGUGUCCCCAGAUUCCGCAGGAGCCCGGAGGCAUGUCCUUCUUCCAGUGGCAGAUUGAGCAGGAGGACAGGAAGUUGGCCAACAUCACCCAGGAGCGUCUUAUCUCCAAAGACUCUGAUGGUGACACGUUCCUCCACAUUGCCGUGGCCCAAGGAAGACGAGCGCUGUCCUACGUGCUUGCCAGGAAAAUGGCUUCGUUUGGCAUGUUGGAUGUCAAGGAGCACAAUGGCCAGAGUGCCCUGCAGGUUGCCGUGGCAGCAAACCAGCACCUGAUUGUGCAGGAUCUCCUUAGCCUGGGUGCACAGAUAAACACAGCUGACUGCUGGGGCAGGACACCACUGCAUGUGUGUGCAGAGAAGGGUCACGCACAGGCUAUCCAGGCAAUUCAGAAGGGAGUCCUUGAAAAUGGCCAGCAACUGGAUCUGGAGGCCAUAAAUUAUGAUGGUAUGACAGCGCUGCACCGCGCGGUGGUCUCCCACAAUGCUGGGGUGCAGGAGCUCCAGAAAACCCUGCAGCCCCGUUCUCCACACAUCCAGGGUCUGCUGAUGAAGAACAAGAGGCUGGUGGACUGUAUCAAGACUCUGCUUCAGAUGGGAGCAACCAUUCAUGCUAAGGACAGGAAGAGUGGCCGCACAGCAGUGCAUAUUGCUGCAGAAGAAGCCAACUUGGAACUGCUUCAGCUGUUCUUGGACCAGCCUGACUGCCUCACAAUUGUUAAUACAAAGCUGUAUAAUGGAAACACGGCUCUCCACAUUGCUGCCAGCCUGCAGAACCGUGUGGCUCAGCUGGACGCGGUGCGCCUGCUCAUGAGGAAGGGGGCUGACCCCAGCACGCGGAACCUGGAGAACGAGCAGCCCCAAAACCUGGUGCCGGAUGGGCCUGUGGGGGAGCAGGUCCGGCGCAUUCUGAAGGGGAAAGCAGUGAAGUCACGCGGCUCUCCUUUCUGAGCCACCAGCAUUUCAUCGACAACCACUGUCAGUUAGGCAGUCCAGUUUAUUUGUCCAUAACCAUUUGCCACAGGCAGAUGUGUGUUGUUUCUAUGAAACAAAUGAGCCUUUGUUCACUACAGUGUAGUGUUUGGUGUAUUAAAGCAGAAACACGUUUAAGCGAGGACCCGGUUUGAUCAGCGUGCAAUAACAGUGUUAGUCAAGAUGAUCUGUAUCAGAAUCAGAAAUAGCUUUUUCUGAAAAGUUGUUCCAAACAACUAUCUUGCAUAUGCAAAUUCAUGCCACAUUUCCCUUAUAAAAGGCCAUGGUAAAACCACAGCAUAGAAUUGUAAAGCAUAGUGAAGAAAGAUUAAACAGGAAUGGUAAAACACAGGGAGGCAAAGUAUUUUAUGGCAAACUAAAUGUAUAGUAAAAGCAUUGGAAAAGCAUGCAAAUUUACAAUUGGAAAACUUUUUUGAAGGGUUACAAUUUGCUUCCAUGCCUUACAUUUAUUAUUUGAUUGACACAACUAUGACACACUGAUCAACCGGACUUGCUUUUACUAAGAAUUUUAAUAACAACAGUUAGUUGUGAUAAUGCUGUACAUAUUUAAUACAGAAUCAUUGAACUUACUGUACCUAUGCAGUAGCAAUACAGUAAAGGAAUAAUGUUUAAUGUAAAAUGUUUAAUGAAACAAACUGCCGCACAGUCAUUGCAAUGCCGGCUUGAAUAAACAAACAAGCAAGCCAAUACAGUGCUAUCUAACAGCAGAGAUUUUUAAACAUGUAAGGGACUUCAUCACAGAUGUAAAUAUAUAUUAUUCAUUUUUGUAUGUACCUAUUCAAGAUUUUAAUAGAGAAUUAUAAGGACAUAUUUGUAUUACACAUGGGUGUUAUAGUACAUGAAAAGAAUCUUAAUAGUCUGAGAUUAAAACUGUCGGCUAGUUUCAAAGAGCCAGAUUGGAACUAAUCUUGGAACACCGUACCUAAUGUAACAUUAGGACCAGUGCUAAUCAGGGUCUGUGAAACCAGCCAUAACAGUAUGCCUUGUCUUAAAGAAUGCCUGUGGGUAAACUCGAGUAUCUGAUGUAUGAUUUUUUGACUGCACCCUUCUGAAAAAGCAUCAUAGUUUGGACAACAAGCCUACACCAUGGUACUGAGCAGGACUGAGAUACUGAGCAGUAUGUAAUGAAUCAUUCAGCCUUUUAAUCGGUUUGAUUUCCGUAUUGUUUUGAAAAUUAAUUUUCUGAUUUAAAAGCAUACCGGUAAUUGAUGUGUUUUUAUUAUUAGUGCUAUUGGAUUAUUGUAAGUAGUGUUUGAAUUGUUAGCUUGCAUGUUAAGUGUAUAUGUGUAUUGGUUUUGUGGGGGAUAUUAAAUUGACUUGUAUGAUUUCAAUGUUUUUAUUAAUAUUAUUUAUUCCUUUAAGGUUCUCUAAUUGUUCAUGCGGCACGUGGGAGGAUGUUUUCAUGUAAAACGUAUCCUGGUUUAUUAUAAAUGUAGUUAGUUUUCAAAGUGUCAUUUCAACUGUAGUUUGUUUGCUCAGAGCUCACAUCAAUUGACUAAGUAUGUCUUGUAGACAAUGUUUCUUCAUCCAGGCUUUAUUGUGACAGACAGUCAAUACAAGCCUGUGUGUGUGUUUCUCAUUUUUGUGUUAAUUGUGCAUAAUUCCAAUAAAGACAUUUCAAAACUAA
Acipenser ruthenus (sterlet) is the source of this 3862-nucleotide messenger RNA. RefSeq names its product NF-kappa-B inhibitor zeta-like. The record is from RefSeq and is a predicted model, not a curated record. The coding region runs from base 223 to 2193 and encodes 656 amino acids. The transcript has 12 exons. NCBI's taxonomy places the organism in Eukaryota, Metazoa, Chordata, Actinopteri, Acipenseriformes, Acipenseridae. Gene Ontology annotation, cellular component: nucleus. Gene Ontology annotation, molecular function: POU domain binding; DNA binding. Gene Ontology annotation, biological process: regulation of gene expression.